Messenger RNA from Tetrahymena thermophila SB210, 600 nucleotides. RefSeq lists its product as hypothetical. The transcript has 7 exons. Gene Ontology annotation, cellular component: nucleus; cytosol; perinuclear region of cytoplasm. Gene Ontology annotation, biological process: activation of GTPase activity; nucleocytoplasmic transport. Gene Ontology annotation, molecular function: GTPase activator activity; small GTPase binding. Lineage: Eukaryota; Ciliophora; Oligohymenophorea; Hymenostomatida; Tetrahymenidae. The record is from RefSeq and is a predicted model, not a curated record.
AUGGGUGCAUCAGGCUUAGGUUCUGCUUUAGCAAAUUGCAUUAAUCUCUCAAAUUUGACACUUUACCUUGCUGGAAAUUAAAUUGGUGAUGAAGGUGCAUCAGGCUUAGGUUCUUCUUUAGCAAAUUGCAUUAAUCUCUCAAAUUUGACACUUGAUCUUCAGUCUAAUUAAAUUGGUGCAAUUGGUGCAUCAGGCUUAGGUUCUGCUUUAGCAAAUUGCAUUAAUCUCUCAAAUUUGACACUUGGCCUUGGUUGGAGUUAAAUUGGUAAUGAAAGUGCAUCAAGCUUAGGUUCUGCUUUAGCAAAUUGCAUUAAUCUCUCAAAUUUGACACUUGACCUUUAUGGAAAUUAAAUUGGUGAUGAAGGUGCAUCAGGCUUAGGUUCUUUUUUAGCAAAUUGCAUUAAUCUCUCAAAUUUGACACUUUACCUUGGUAAAAAUUAAAUUGGUGCAAUGGGUGCAUCAGGCUUAGGUUCUGCUUUAGCAAAUUGCAUUAAUCUCUCGAAUUUGACACUUUACCUUAGCUCAAUGAAUAUAUCAUAAAUAUUAAGCAAGUAUCUUAAAUCAAAAAGAUUAGUUGUCUUAAAGAUAAAAGAAUGGUGA